AUGCCCUUCUUCAAGCUACUGAAGAAGACCGACCAAUUCACAUGGACCCUAGAAGCACAAGAAGCCUUCGAGGACUUCAAGAAAUACUUGACCUUUCCCCCCGUGCUGGCUUCGCCCAGCCCGAACGAGCCGCUUCUACUCUACGUCUCGGCCACAAAACAAGUCGUCAGCACGGUGCUCGUGGUCGAGCGGGAAGAAGACGGACACACACAACUGGUCCAGCGACUGGUCUACUUCGUCAGCGAGGAUUUUUGCGAGGAGCGUGGGAUCAAGAUUUGCUACGCGUCCGUAGCACACCCGAAGAGCAAUGGGCAGGUCGAGAGGGCUAACGGCAUGAUCCUUCAAGGAAUCAAAACUAGAGUCUUCGACCAACUACAUCCCUAUGCUGGACGAUGGGUGCAAGAGCUGCCACCAGUGCUCUGGGCACUCCGCACAUCCGUUAGCCACACAACGGGACAGUUGCCUUUCUUCCUUGCGUACGGGGCAAAAGCAGUUCUACCCACCGAAAUCGACCACGAAUUCUUCCGCAUACGCAACUACAACGAAUCCACGGCAGACACGGCCAGGGAAGACAACCUUAAUAGGCUGGAAGAAGCCAGAGAUAUUGCGACCAUCCAGUCGGCACGCUACCUACAAGGACUUCGCCGAUACCACAACAGGAAUGUUCGUGGACGGGCAUUCCUAGUCGGUGACCUGGUCUUACGCAAAGUACAGACCACCAAGGAUCGACACAAGCUCUCCCCAAUCUGGGAAGGGCCUUACGUCAUAGCCGAGGUCACUCGACCCGGCUCAUACCGACUACGGAUGGAAGACGGAAGGCUGCUGGAGAAUUCAUGGAACAUCGGACAGCUACGUUCCUUCCACGCAUAG
Oryza brachyantha (malo sina) is the source of this 870-nucleotide messenger RNA. RefSeq lists its product as uncharacterized. NCBI's taxonomy places the organism in Eukaryota, Viridiplantae, Streptophyta, Magnoliopsida, Poales, Poaceae. The transcript is spliced from 2 exons. Gene Ontology annotation, molecular function: nucleic acid binding. The record is from RefSeq and is a predicted model, not a curated record. The coding region runs from base 1 to 870 and encodes 289 amino acids.